This is a messenger RNA of Bipolaris victoriae FI3, 2124 nucleotides long. RefSeq lists its product as hypothetical. NCBI's taxonomy places the organism in Eukaryota, Fungi, Ascomycota, Dothideomycetes, Pleosporales, Pleosporaceae. The transcript has 9 exons. Bases 1 to 2124 code for a protein of 707 amino acids. Gene Ontology annotation, biological process: DNA-templated transcription. Gene Ontology annotation, molecular function: DNA binding; zinc ion binding. The record is from RefSeq and is a predicted model, not a curated record.
AUGAUCUCUCCUACAAGCACCGUCGACAGUUCACGUCCCAAAAAAUAUCUCAGCACUUGUGAUAACUGCAGAACCUGGAAAAAACGAGGGCUGGGAUGCGUUUUCUCGCCCGCAAAAGCAAGAAAAACCCAGGCAUCAAGGCCUGCAAGGGGCAGACAUGCUGGACAGGGUCACUCGCGAUCAUCGACCAUUCCCUCCCCCACAAAUGUUGAUGCGCAAGUGAACGACGCUCAUGAUAGUAUAACCGUUACUACUCAAACGCCCACCUCUUCACAUGCGCGGAACGCUUCUGUGUCAACCCAGAACAUUCCCGGAGACCAAACAGUGUCCGAGUCAACCCAAUAUAGACAGAAUACCGACUUGUAUGUUGACCGAAUUCUAUUCGCUGUGCGACCCACAGGAACUCCUGAACAGGUGAGAUCUCGGUAUCCCGCGGGGCGAUAUAGCGUGUCGCGACAAACGGUGAAUGAGCAUGUCCCAAGUUCGAGUCUCGCAUUCUUUUCCGACAACGCUGUCGACAAUCUAUGUCUGAAGCUUGGCCAUGACAAGCUCAAAACGUUGGUAAACACCUUGGAAGCACAGAUGCAGGCCCGUUGGGAGGCUCCUACUUCUCAACCCCAUGGACGACCUGACGACAAUGAUGAUUCUCCUGAGCGUAGAUCUCAAUACAUCCAAUCUUAUUUUGAACAAGUUCACAUGAUAUACCCGUUCCUGGAUCGAGAUUCAUUCGAGGAGAGGGCUUCAUCUUUCAAUCCCCAAGACUCAGGUCCAACUCAUGAGACAUGGUUGGUUCUGUAUCACACUGUGCUUAGCCUCGGGUGCAUGUACCAUGACGGGGGUUCAUUUGAGCCUGCAAAGGGCCUAGCAUGGUACUACUUCAGUCUCGCGUUCCACCAUUUCCAAGAUGUGUUGAUGUGUAAAGCGUCUUUACUCAAAGCCCAGACAAUGACAGCAAUGAUCGAGACGUUGUGCAUCUCAGAAGCGGCAAGGACAGUCAUGACUCUGGGUUUGCACAAGAGAAACCUUGACCGCGGCCCAUAUCAAGAAGGUAGAAGGAUAUUUUGGGUUGUAUAUUGCUUGGAAAAAGAGUACGCUUUUAACUCAAGCAGCGCUUCUUUGAUAUCGGAUAUGGAUAUCAGCUGUCCGCUUCCUACAGAUUUGCCGAUAAACACCGAAGGUUUGGCCUGGCUUCCUUGCUGGGCACGCUACUCGAGGAUUCUGUCAAGAGCAUAUGAUUCCCUCUUCUCGGUAUCUGCUACCUUGAUUCCAACAGAAGAAUGCUUUCGGCGUAUGGAUUGCAUCAACGACGAACUGCAAUCAUGGCUAAACUCGAUUCCCGAUAGCCUGCGUCCCGGUUCGUCAUUGCAUCAACAUCGAUCCAGGCCUCUGUAUAUGCAAGAAAUGGUAUUGAGGAUCCACUUCUCAUAUUACAAUUUGAGAAUUUGUAUAUCACGAAUAACUCUCAAUCGGUGCCCGAACAAAGGAUCGCCGCGAAGAUCCGAAAACGAGAAGUGUUUGUUGACAACAGCACGCGCGAUCAUCGAGUCAACCUAUAUGAUCGCCAUGAAUCCCUUCACUCCUGUCUGGAUACUCGGAGUUAUGCCAAUGGUUGCAAUGUUCAUUGUCUUCGAUUUUGUUGUUCACAACCCGCUACAUGCUGAGACCAGGAGAAAUCUGUCAUACCUUGACAUAGUUGCUGCCCACUAUGCCAGACUCGACUUAUUAGCGCAAGGCACCAUCCACGAUGCCAGGGUUGCAGAUUUUACCUCCAUCGCACGCCUCUACGUUGAGUCUUUGACCGGAGACUCAGCAAAUACCGCUGAUAAUACUCUUGCAGGUGCCGGAUCCGACAUUCGCAGAGAGCCACCUAACGACAGUUCACUCGGAGUUGGAAAUCCUGAUUUCAUGUCGCAAUAUGAGUUUGAGCAACUGUCGGCCACAGGGGCCAACAGUAUGAUGAAUGAGAUGGAUGAAUGCGAAAUCUCCCCCACUGGAACAAGUUUUCUGGAUUUCCCAGGCCCAAGCUCUUCAUUGUAUAUGACCAUGCCAACGUCUGGGUAUGACAUAGCUGGCUUCUUCGGUGAUUCUCUCGGCUGGAUACCGGAUGGAAAUCUCGAGCUAUAG